Messenger RNA from Oryzias melastigma (Indian medaka), 2594 nucleotides. Its product is annotated as double-strand-break repair protein rad21 homolog A. Gene Ontology annotation, cellular component: synaptonemal complex; cohesin complex. Gene Ontology annotation, biological process: mitotic sister chromatid cohesion; synaptonemal complex assembly; replication-born double-strand break repair via sister chromatid exchange. The transcript has 14 exons. Bases 203 to 2113 code for a protein of 636 amino acids. The record is from RefSeq and is a predicted model, not a curated record. Gene Ontology annotation, molecular function: chromatin binding; protein binding. NCBI's taxonomy places the organism in Eukaryota, Metazoa, Chordata, Actinopteri, Beloniformes, Adrianichthyidae.
UGACUGUAAACAUCCUGCCGAUUUUAAAAGGACAGCGCUGAGCGGGAGGAAGGCGGCUGGCGCCAUCUUGACUGUUUUAAUGAGUACAACAGGGGACAAUUCGCUGGGAGAAAUAACCUAACGUUUGGGAUUUCACUCUAAAGAAUAACUUUUCCGUGAACCAUCCCGCAGUCUGAGUGUGUGGGCCAGGUGAACAGGGGCAAUGUUCUACGCCCACUUUGUCCUCAGCAAACGUGGGCCGCUGGCCAAAAUCUGGCUGGCGGCCCAUUGGGACAAAAAGUUGACCAAGGCCCAUGUGUUUGAGUGUAACUUGGAGAGCAGCGUGGAAAGCAUCAUCUCACCUAAGGUGAAAAUGGCUUUGCGUACAUCGGGUCACCUGCUCCUUGGGGUGGUCAGGAUCUACCAUAGGAAGGCAAAAUACCUGCUUGCUGACUGCAAUGAAGCCUUUAUCAAGAUUAAAAUGGCUUUCAGACCAGGUGUGGUGGAUCUACCUGAGGAAAACAGAGAGGCUGCAUACAAUGCAAUCACUUUACCUGAGGAGUUCCAUGAUUUUGACCAGCCACUUCCUGACCUGGAUGACAUCGAUGUUGCUCAGCAGUUCACUUUGAACCAAAGCAGAGUAGAAGAAAUCACCAUGAGAGAAGAUGUUGGUAACCUCAGCCUCCUGCAGGACACUGACUUUGCUGACUUUGGCAUGGAUGACAGAGAGAUGAUGCGUGAUGCCAGUACAUUUGAGGAGGACAUCAUCCACGGUGCCACAGCAUCAAACCUUCUGCUUGAGGCUGAGCCUGGUCCAGCUAAUCUUCCUGACAAAUCCAACCACAUGGAUUAUGAUGACUUUGGGGAUGGUUCCAUGGGCAACUCGGAUGGAGGAAUGCUGGUCGACAAACUACUGAGCUCUGAAGAUGGAGGUGGUAUCUUUGAUGAUCCCCCUGCUAUCCCGGAGAGCGUCAUAAUGCCUCCAGACCAAGACAACGAUGAAGACGACUUUGAUAACCUCCAGUCACCAAAUCCAGACAGUCCAGACUCUGGUCCAGCAGAGCCACUGCCAGCAAUGGCUGACCAAACAGAGCAAACUACUCUGGUCCACAAUGAAGAGGAGGCCUUUGCUCUGGAGCCAAUUGACAUCACAGUUAAAGAGACCAAGGCGAAGCGUAAGAGGAAACUGAUUGUGGACAGCGUGAAAGAGUUGGACAGCAAGACCAUCAGAGCCCAGCUGUCUGACUACUCUGACAUUGUGACCACCCUGGACCUUGCACCUCCCACUAAGAAGCUCAUGAUGUGGAAAGAGACUGGAGGAGUGGAAAAGCUCUUCUCUCUUCCUGCUCAACCACUCUGGAAUGCCAGGCUGCUCAAGAUGUUUACACGCUGCCUAACACCUCUGGUGCCAGAUGAACUGAGGAAGAGGAGAAAAGGUGGUGAAGCAGACAGCCUGGAUGAGUUCCUUAAAGAACUUGAAAAUCCUGAAGUUCCUAGAGAAGAGGUCAUGACUCAACACAGAGAUGUCAUUGACCAGACCAUCAUGGAGGAGCCCAGUAUGCUGUCAGCUUCUGCCAUGGAGAGCAGCAGGGCAACACUGAGUGACACUGUCAUGCCCCCUCCAUCCACCCCCCGCGGUGUAAAACACAAGAACAUUGACAAAGAGGCUGCCCUUCCCAUGACUCCUCUAGAGCAGCAGCAAGUGGCUGACCGCUCAGACUUGUCACAGAGGCUAGACAUGCCUCAGGUCGAUCUCCCGCCCGAGGAGACCACUGUCAACCUCACCCAGCUUGUCCCUGAGCUUGACCUUCUUGGCAGCAAAGGCAAAGACAAGAAAGACGAGAGUGAUGAAGAGGAGGAGGAAGAAGGUCAGGGUGGUGACCAGGAUCAGGAAGAGAAGAGAUGGAACAAAAGAACCCAACAGAUGCUGCACGGUUUACAGCGUGUUAUGGCUAAAACUGGUGCAGACUCAGUUAGCCUGCUUGACCUGUGCCGAAAUAACAACAGGAAGCAGGCAGCUGCCAAGUUUUACAGUUUCUUGGUCCUCAAGAAGCAGCAAGCCAUUGAGGUCACUCAGACUCAGCCCUACAGCGACAUCAUCGCCACCGCUGGACCAAGAUUCAAUCUUAUUUAGACAUUGGAAAAUACAAUACACUCUGCUUGCAACAAACAUGCUUUUUUUUAAUAUAAUUUACUCAACUGUACCUGUUUUGUUUUCCCAUUGCCCCUUUUUUUAUUUUUAAAAAGAUUUUACUGUACCUCAGAUGGAAUCAUGCAGUAGUGGUUCAUAUUUUGUGAGGAAGAAUGUGUCACAAGUGUAUUUAUAAAAAUAAAAACCUUUUUCAGUCACCAAUUUGUACACUUAGCUUCACUUUUUAACUUAAAUCUGUUGUUCGCUCAUUCCAUGCCUUUUGUAUUGGUGCCCCUCUUUCAAUUGAAAUAUGUAACUUUUUAGAUAAAAUACCUGCAUUUGUCUCAAUGAAUCCUGUAUUGACUGCAAAUAUCCUGAAAAGGUACUUAUUACUCAGACAUGUAACCUUCCCUAUUUUCUUCCCCUGUUGCACUUGGUGGUUAACAAUCAAAAAGCAAAUUCUUCAAUAAAUCAUCAAAUCUUA